This is a messenger RNA of Sinocyclocheilus grahami, 687 nucleotides long. Its product is annotated as mediator of RNA polymerase II transcription subunit 23-like. Gene Ontology annotation, cellular component: transcription regulator complex; mediator complex. The transcript is spliced from 3 exons. The coding region runs from base 1 to 336 and encodes 111 amino acids. Lineage: Eukaryota; Metazoa; Chordata; Actinopteri; Cypriniformes; Cyprinidae. The record is from RefSeq and is a predicted model, not a curated record. Gene Ontology annotation, biological process: regulation of transcription by RNA polymerase II; positive regulation of gene expression.
AUGGUGACUGCUGGAGAGUUGAAUGAUGAAUGUGUGUUUUGCAGCCAGCCGCUGGUUCCUCGGGAGAACAUCACAGCGUGGAUGAACGCUAUCGGCCUGGUCAUCACUGCCCUGCCUGAGCCGUACUGGAUCGUGCUUCACGACCGUAUCGUGAGUGUGAUCAGCAGUGCGGUUCUGAGUUCGGAGACGGAGUGGGUGGGUUACCCGUUCCAGCUGCUGGACUUCACCGCCUGUCACCGCUCGUACUCAGAGAUGCACUGCAGCUACAUUCUGGCGCUGGCUCACGCCGUGUGGCAUCACUCCAGCAUCGGACAGCUCUCCCUCAUACCCAAGUAAGACCUCACGCCCGUCUCAAAAACACCCUGCACACUGAACCGUUCCCCACACCUGCCGCUGGGGCAGAGACACCUUUACUGGCCAUCUUAGUAGCCAUUAAACUGCAUUGUUUUCAUUCUUAAAGUUAGGAUGCAUUCUGACCAAUAAUCAGGGUCCCUGCGGUUCCUUAAAAAGACUUGAAUUCAGUAAAAACAAAUUUAUGGUCAUAAAAAAUCUUAAAUACUUAAAAGGCUUGAUGAUCAUUUCAAGAGGUUUAAAUGUGGGCAAAAAAGCGGUAAUCAUGAUACGACAUCAUUUAAAUGACCAAACUUUAAAAGCCUAUGAUUUCUUUAAAUAAAUAUGAGCGCUGCA